AUGGACAAAGGUAGAAUGUUUUUGCUGAUGCUGUUGCAAUGUUGGAUAGCUAUGGCAGGAGCUGAGCAUUUCAAAUACAAAGAUCCAAAGCAACCAUUGAAUACUCGAAUUAAGGAUCUUGUUGAUAGAAUGACUUUGGAAGAGAAAAUCGGUCAAAUGGUUCAAAUUGAGCGCAAGGUUGCAUCUGCUGAUGUGAUAAAGAAGUAUUACGUUGGGAGUGUUCUAAGUGGUGGUGGAAGUGUUCCGAGGGUGAAUGCUACUGCGAAGGAUUGGGUUGAUAUGGUGAAUGAGUUUCAAAAAGGUGCAUUAUCAACUAGGCUUGGAAUUCCAAUGAUUUAUGGAGUUGAUGCUGUUCAUGGUCAUAACAAUGUUUAUAAUGCUACUAUUUUUCCUCACAAUGUUGGCCUAGGAGUUACAAGGGAUCCUCGACUAUUGAAGAGGAUUGGUGAAGCAACUGCUCUUGAAACUAGAGCGACCGGAAUUCCAUAUGCCUUUUCUCCUUGCAUUGCGGUUUGUAGAGAUCCAAGAUGGGGUAGAUGUUACGAAAGCUAUAGCGAAGAUCAUAAAAUUGUGCAAGCUAUGACUGAGAUCAUUCCAGGAUUACAAGGUGACGUGCCUCCGAAUUUCCCAAAGGGUUUUCCGUAUGUUGGUGGAAACAAGAAAGUAGCAGCUUGUGCGAAACACUUUGUUGGUGAUGGUGGAACAACAAAAGGAAUCAAUGAGAACAACACAGUUGCAACCAGAGAUGAACUGCUUAGCAUUCACAUGCCAGCUUACUAUAACUCAAUUAGCAAGGGUGUUUCGACCGUCAUGGUUUCUUACUCAAGCUGGAAUGGACGGAAAAUGCAUGCUAAUCACGAUUUAAUCACUCGAUUUCUCAAGAACAAACUCCGUUUUCAAGGUUUUGUCAUAUCAGAUUGGGAGGGAAUUGACAGGAUAACUUCACCUCCUCAUGCUAACUACACAUAUUCAAUUGAAGCCUCAAUCAAUGCCGGUAUUGACAUGGUAAUGACUUCAGAUAACUACACAGAAUACCUAGAUGGCUUAAAGUUACUAGUGCAAAAAAAUGUUGUACCUAUGAGUAGAAUUGAUGAUGCAGUGAAAAGAGUCUUGAGAGUCAAGUUUGUGAUGGGUCUAUUUGAAAAUCCAUUGGCUGAUUACAGUCUCGCCAACCAAAUCGGGAGCCAGGAGCAUAGAGAAUUGGCUAGGGAAGCUGUGAGGAAAUCAUUAGUACUAUUAAAGAACGGCAAAACUGCUCAUAAGCCAUUGCUUCCUCUUUCUAAAAAGGCUCCGAAAAUACUUGUUGCCGGAAGUCAUGCUGAUAAUCUCGGAUAUCAAUGCGGUGGAUGGACGAUGGAAUGGCAAGGACUUAGCGGCAACAACAUUACUAGUGGCACCACAAUUCUAAAUGCGAUAAAAAACACAGUCGACAAAGGCACCGAGGUAGUCUAUCAGGAGAAUCCAUCUCUCGACUACGUAAAGUCAAACAAUUUUGCGUACGCGAUUGUGGUAGUCGGAGAGACACCAUACGCAGAAACAAAAGGCGACAGCUUAAACUUAACGAUAUCUGGUAAGGGAGGAGAAACAAUAAACAAUGUAUGUGGCGGAGUAAAAUGUGUGGUUGUGUUAAUCACAGGCAGACCUGUGGUUAUGUUACCGUAUGUUGAUAUAGUCGAAGGACUUGUUGCGGCUUGGCUUCCGGGUAGCGAAGGAAAUGGUGUUACAGAUGUUUUGUUUGGUGAUUAUGGAUUUAGUGGGAAACUUGCAAGGACAUGGUUUAAGAGUGUUGAUCAGUUACCUAUGAAUGUUGGUGAUUCUCAUUAUGAUCCUUUGUUUCCAUUUGGAUUUGGUCUUACAACUAAAGGUCUUAAGAGUAGUUAG
Molecule: messenger RNA, 1881 nt
Organism: Lathyrus sativus (Indian pea)
Lineage: Eukaryota; Viridiplantae; Streptophyta; Magnoliopsida; Fabales; Fabaceae
Source: the annotation of a GenBank genome assembly